ACCUCAACACAGUUUUCCGAAAAGUGUGCAGGAAAAAUGCUGAGGAUUUUCACAAGGACUGCUGUUAGAGCUAAUUUCCCCGCUGCGAGCGCACUUCACACGUCUUCCGUGGAAUGGGCUGCGCGCAAAGGCACCCGAGAAAAGGCGAGGAAGAAGAAAGUGAAGGUGGAAGUGAAGAAAGUGGGUUUCAUCCCGCACAAUCAGAGGAAGAAGGACAAAUUACCACAAAGCAAGAUAAAUAAGCACUACGAUGAUUUUUAUCUGAAAUUGCCGACUGACAAUGUUUGGGUUAGUCGCUUCUACCGAUGGAAGGUGUAUCCGUUCCGGGAGGCUGUGGAGUGCCACCGGGAGACCCACCAUCCGACAAUGUACAAUGUCCCAAAUGCGCCACUCACAGUGCACAUUGAACUGAAUAUGGUGGCGGAGAAGUCGACUCGGUUUUUGGAGAACUUCCAUCGCAUCGUUAAGAUUGACCACAGCUUCGAUCAAGGAGCCAAUAGGCAGAUUCUUGUCUUCACAAAGACCAGGGAAGAUGCCAAGCAAGCCAUGGAGGCUGGAGCCGAUCACGCUGGUGGAUCGGAACUGAUCAAAGAUGUGCAGAAUGGAGAGAUUCAGCUCAGUGACUACAAUUAUGUCCUGGCACAUCCGGAAAUUCUCCCUGAACUCGUGACUCUUCGAGGUCUAAUGAAGAAAAAGUUCCCCAAUCCAAAGUCUGGAUCUCUUGGUGUGGAUAUUCCGGCGAUGGUGCAACACUUCAAGAACGGAAUUGAAUAUUCAGCUAAGAGAGAUGAGAACCAGCUGGAUUUUGCACUGAUCACUUCCACCAUAGGAACGAUCGACAUGGACAUUGAUCAUCUGGAGAAGAAUCUAAUCUGCCUGCUGAAAGAUAUCGACAGUGUACGACCGAAGAGAGAUGGUAAAUUCAUCACGAAGGUUCUCCUGUUUUCCGCCCCAUCUGCGGAGCGAUUCAAAAUCAAUCCUUUCCUCUACAUUGACGAAGUGCUUGAGAAAUACGCCGCGAAAGAAGACACUGAGACAGAAGGAAAGGAUGAAACAGAGGCUCAAGCAGUUCAAUGAAGAGUUUCUCAUAUACUCUUCCGGCAAUUUAGCAAAUACAUUUGCCUUCGGCGUGAAAGACACACUUCUGUCGCGAUAAUUGUCAAUGGAACAGUAAAUUGAUUGUUGUAGGUA
This is a messenger RNA of Phlebotomus argentipes, 1191 nucleotides long. It is a transcript of the gene mRpL1, whose product is annotated as large ribosomal subunit protein uL1. The transcript has 3 exons. Bases 37 to 1077 code for a protein of 346 amino acids. The record is from RefSeq and is a predicted model, not a curated record. Lineage: Eukaryota; Metazoa; Arthropoda; Insecta; Diptera; Psychodidae.